Messenger RNA from Colletotrichum destructivum, 640 nucleotides. RefSeq lists its product as uncharacterized. The transcript is spliced from 2 exons. The record is from RefSeq and is a predicted model, not a curated record. Bases 94 to 291 code for a protein of 65 amino acids. Lineage: Eukaryota; Fungi; Ascomycota; Sordariomycetes; Glomerellales; Glomerellaceae.
GUAACUCUCCUCGCCAAUAGAUGGUUUCUUCAAACUUCAUCCAAAACUUCCUAACAGUCCCCAAGAAAACGACUACACGCAAAUCUCAUCAAGAUGCAGUUCUUCACCGUAGUCCUUGCCUUGGCCGCCACGGCCUUUGCUGCCCCCAACAUCGCUGAGAGACAGAACACCGGCUGUUUCGGUGCUGGCCAGGAAUGCAUUUCAACCUCCGACUGCUGUAACUACCAGACUGGUGCCGGAGGUGCCUGCGUUUGGGCAUCCGACACCGCCAGCACCGGCAAGUGCACCUAAGUGGCAUGGCCGCGUGGGUCUCUGGACACAGUAAAUUCUCGACGUCACGAAAUAGACCCUCCCAGUACGACACAUAUUACCACAAUGGCAUCGAAUUUGCUGGAAAUGGCCUGAGAUGCUGAACAACGGAGCUGGAUCAAUAGCAGGGAGGCAAACACCACAAGACCGAAAACAGUAUGUUGGACCAUGUAGUCUGGAUUGCCAAAUGAAACCCAUAUCUGGAAAAAAUCUCUCCAAUGUCGCCAGCUUCGGGAUUGUUGUCUGUCCUGGUGUUCGAAGAUAGUCGAGGAAUUGUUGAAUGACAGCCGCUGUUGUUCUGGAGCUUUCAAUUGCACCAGCCAAAACAUCC